Messenger RNA from Nerophis lumbriciformis (worm pipefish), 3210 nucleotides. Lineage: Eukaryota; Metazoa; Chordata; Actinopteri; Syngnathiformes; Syngnathidae. The record is from RefSeq and is a predicted model, not a curated record.
AUGAUGAAGUUUAGAUUUCGUCGGCAGGGCACCGACCCGCAGAGGGAGAAGAUAAAACAGGAGCUCUUCGCCUUCAACAAGACGGUGGAGCAUGGAUUCCCACAUCAGCCCAGCGCAUUGGCCUACGACCCCGAGCUGCAACUCAUGGCUAUCGGCACAAAGGCAGGCGCCCUUAAAGUUUAUGGGGCGCCUGGUGUGGAGUUUACAGGGCUACACAAGGACACCAUUGCUGUCACACAAAUCUACUUUGUGCCAGGACAUGGCCGCCUAUUGUCACUUCUGGAUGACAAUACCAUUCACUUGUGGGAGCUGACUGCCACAGCCCCCAGGCAGGUAGGAGGGGUUAAGAGAGAGGGUGUAGUCAUGCUACAGGAAGUAGGCAGCUACAACCUUCCAGGAAGACCGGGCAUUGAGAGCUGCAGUACCACACGAGUGACUGUCCUCCUCCUCCUGAGGUCAAGUGACCUGCUCUGCAUUGGAACAGAGGGAGGGGGUAUAUACUUCCUGGAUUUGCCCAGUCUAUCACUUAAAGACAGCCAAACAUUGCUCCAGGAUCGGGUCACACAGAGCCUUCCAGAAGACUACAGAUGUGGGAAAUCGUUAGGGCCUGUGGAAUCUCUUCAGGAGCAUCCUCGACAAGCAGGAAAGAUUCUAAUUGGCUACAGCCGGGGCCUGGUGGUCCUGUGGGAUGUGAGCAAGCGUCAAAUAGACCAGCUCUUCCUUGGCAAGCAGCAGCUGGAGAGCCUGGUGUGGGAAUGCUCGGGAAAUUUGUUCGUCAGUUCCCAUAGCGAUGGCGGUUACUCCGUGUGGGCUGUUGCCAACGGCAAUGGCAACAGUCAGCAGCCGGUGUCCGCUACUAUCCCAUAUGGUCCUUUUCCCUGCAAAGCUAUUAAUAAAAUCCUCUGGAGGACAACAGCGACAGGAUCCCCAGUGCUGUUGUACAGUGGAGGGAUGCCUAGAGCCAGCUAUGGCGACCGCCACUGCCUCACCAUUCAGCAGGACAAAGCCCACGUCACCUUGGAUUUUACUUCCCGGGUCAUUGACUUCUUUACAGUCCACAAUGUUCAAACAGAGAAAGAAUUUGAUGACCCAUCUGCACUGGUGGUCCUAUUAGAGGAGGAGUUGGUUGUGAUUGAUCUCCAGACUCCUGGUUGGCCGACGAUGCCAACUCCCUACUUGGCUCCUCUCCAUUCCUCAGCCAUUACGUGCUCUUGCCACAUCACCAGCGUCCCUCCCAAACUGUGGGAAAGGUUGGUCAAUGCUGGAAAAGCGCAACAGGGCAGUGAACACGCACCCAGGGUGAGAAACUGGCCCAUAUGUGGAGGGAAAAACCUGGCUCCUCCACCGAAACAACAAGAGCUGCUUUUGACAGGACAUGAAGAUGGAACUGUGCGUUUCUGGGACGCGUCCGGGAUCGCUCUUACACCACUGUACAAACUGAGCACAGCCAAUGUCUUCCACACGGACUGCGACCCCUGCGAUGAGCCUCAGGACCCUAGUGACGAUCCUGACAUGCUGCAGGAGGAAGAAUGGCCUCCAUUCAGGAAGGUGGGGUGUUUUGACCCGUACAGUGAUGAUCCCCGUCUGGGCAUUCAGAAGAUCAGCCUAUGCAAGUACAGCAACAAGUUGUUGGUGGCAGGCACAGCUGGGCAGGUGAUCGUUCUCAGUCUGAGCGACGACAGCUCAGACCACACGGUGGACGUCUCAGUCGUCGAUCUGCUCCAGGACAGAGAGGGCUUCACGUGGAAGGGCCACGAUCGACUGGAACCGCGCCUCAAACCUGCCCCUUUCCCUCCCGGCUUUCAGCCUCAGGUGCUGGUGCAAUGCAUGCCGCCAGCUUCUGUCACAUCUGUCGCGCUGCAUGCCGAGUGGAAUCUCAUCGCCUUUGGGACCAGUCAUGGCUUUGGCCUCUUUGACUACCACAGAAGAAAUGCGGUCUUGGCCAGAUGUACCUUACAUCCCAAUGACUCCCUGGCUAUGGAGGGCCCCCUCUCAAGAGUCAAGUCUUUGAAAAAGUCCUUACGGCAGAGUUUCAGGCGAAUCCGCAAGAGUCGAGUCUCUGGAAAGAAGCGCACCAUCACCACACCUGCCAGCAAGGUCCAAGAGGCCAACGCUGCCCUUGCUGAGCAUGAGGAAAUGGCGCCGAUCCAACGAAGGAUUGAACCUCGAUCAGCAGACGAUUCGUUGUCGGGAGUUGUUCGAUGUUUGUGCUUUGCAGACACCUUUCUACGUGAUGGUACACACCACGGACCCACGCUGUGGGCCGGCACUAACUCGGGCAGCGUGUACGCUUACGCUCUUGAGGUACCCGGUGUGGGCUCGGGGCGCGGCUCUGAGCGGGGGGUCGCGGGUGAAAGCGCCGCUUGUGUGGAGGCAGUGUUGGGCAAAGAGAUCCAGUUGAUGCACAGGGCUCCUGUGGUGUCCAUCUGUGUGUUGGACGGACGUGCUAAACCUCUACCAGAGCCUUAUGAAGCUUCACAGGACCUCUCCAUUGCUCCUGAUAUGUCCAAUCCUCAUUCUGUGCUCAUCGCCUCUGAAGAACAACUCAAGGUGUUCUCGCUUCCUAAGGUGAGCGCUAAGACGAAAUUUAAGUUAACAGCUCACGAGGGCUGCCGAGUAAGGAAAGUUGCCCUAGUGGUCUUCAACUCCACGGCUCAGGAAGACUACAGUGAGCACACGCUGGUGUGUCUCACCAACAUGGGAGACAUGCACCUUUUUAAUAUACCUGGCCUCAGACCACAGGUGCGCUAUGACUGCAUCCGUAAAGAGGACAUCAGUGGCAUAGCAUCAUGUGUCUUUACCAGAAAUGGGCAGGGUUUCUACCUGAUCUCUCCCUCAGAAUAUGAGCGUUUCUCCUUGUCUGCAAAGGUCUUCACUGAACCUGUUUGCUCUGUUGCACUGGAGCGACUCUCACAGUCCACUCUGGCCAGCGAUGGCACGACGGUGCUGCCACAAGCCAAUGGAACACACAAGAACCAGACGGGACAAGCCGAAGGACGAAUGGAGGAGCCCCCCAGCUCCCUAUCCUCCCCCCUCUCCGACACGCCCCUGGACUCUCCUCUCAGCUGUGCUGACGUCACUCUGGAAUCCACUGGGGAACUCACUGUGGAAGACGUCAGAGACUUCCUCACUACCGUGGAUGAGGAGGAGAACAACUUGAAGAACAUUCAAGAAGAGGAAGGACGCAACGCUGGCAUCCUCAUCAAUUAA